Vollenhovia emeryi is the source of this 2287-nucleotide messenger RNA. RefSeq names its product muscle LIM protein 1-like. Gene Ontology annotation, cellular component: Z disc; nucleus; cytoplasm. Bases 180 to 1667 code for a protein of 495 amino acids. The record is from RefSeq and is a predicted model, not a curated record. Gene Ontology annotation, biological process: muscle tissue development; sarcomere organization. Gene Ontology annotation, molecular function: structural constituent of muscle; actinin binding. The transcript is spliced from 9 exons. Lineage: Eukaryota; Metazoa; Arthropoda; Insecta; Hymenoptera; Formicidae.
GGGGCUUAUGACUAGGACGCUCCCGACGCGAGCACAGUCAUUCGAAUCCAGUAUUAGUGCGGUGUAGAGUGCUCGGUGUUUUGUAAUCCACUUACGAAUUCUUCUUUCUCUUUUCUUCUGCGUUUCUCCGUCUGUUCCUUUCUGUUUCUCGCGCGACUACGAUCGAUUAGUGUGUAAAAAUGCCUUUCAAGCCCGUGGAACAUCCAAAAUGCCCCAAAUGUGGCAAAUCCGUUUACGCUGCAGAAGAGCGGGUUGCCGGUGGACUGAAAUGGCACAAAAUGUGCUUCAAGUGCGGUCUUUGCGGCAAACUGCUCGACUCGACAAACUGCUCCGAGCACGAGGGCGAGCUGUUUUGCAAAGUCUGCCACGCCCGCAAGUUCGGCCCUAAGGGCUACGGCUUCGGUGGCGGAGCUGGCUGCCUGUCCAUGGACCAAGGCGAGCAUCUAGCGAAGGACGAGGAAUUUUCGCGAGGUUCGAAUGCUAUUCUCGAGCCGCGGGCUAUCGCCAAAGCGCCCGAGGGAGAGGGAUGUCCUCGCUGCGGAGGGUACGUUUAUGCCGCCGAGCAGAUGUUGGCCCGUGGACGGGCUUACCAUAAACUGUGCUUCAAGUGCAAAAUGUGUCGCCGUACUCUGGACUCGACGCUUCAUUGCGAUGGUCCUGACCGCGAGAUAUACUGUCGAGCUUGCUAUCCGAAGAAAUUCGGUCCGCGGGGUGUCGGCCACGCCGGGAUUAUGUGGAUCGGGCUGCAGUGCGAUAUUGAGGACGAGGGCGAUGCGGCUCCUCGCACCACCGUGAUCGACACCGCGAUAAUCAAGGCACCGCCCGGCAAGGGCUGUCCCCGCUGCGGUGGCGUCGUCUUCGCCGCCGAGCAGGUGCUCGCGAGCAAGGGCCGCGAGUGGCACCGGAAGUGCUACAAGUGCCACGACUGCACCAAGACCCUGGACUCGAUCAUCGCCUGCGACGGCCCGGACCAGGAUGUUUACUGCAAGACCUGUUACGGGAAAAAGUGGGGACCGCACGGAUACGGAUUCGCAUGUGGCUCGGGAUUCCUCCAGACCGACGGGCUCACGGAGGAAGAAAUUUCGGCCAGUCGACCUUACUACAAUCCUGAUACGACCUCGAUUAAGGCGCCAGCUGGGCAGGGUUGCCCCCGUUGCGGUGGCAUGGUGUUUGCCGCUGAACAACAGCUCGCCAAGGGCACCAUGUGGCACAAGAAGUGCUUCAAUUGUGCCGAGUGCCACCGACCCUUGGACUCCAUGCUGGCGUGCGACGGCCCCGACAAGGAGAUCCACUGCCGCGCGUGCUACGGAAAGCUCUUUGGGCCCAAAGGCUUCGGGUUCGGCCACAAACCGACUCUCAUCUCGACGAACGGAAAUCAGGCCCCCUCGUACAUGGACUCCAAGCCCCAGGUCGGCCAGAAGCGAAACGACGGGCACGGUUGCUCGCGCUGCGGCUACCCGGUGUACGCCGCCGAGCAGAUGAUCUCGAAGAACCGCGUCUGGCACAAGCGGUGCUUCAGCUGCGGCGAGUGCGGCCGUUCCCUAGAUUCGACGAACUUGAACGACGGCCCGGACGGGGACAUCUACUGCCGCGGCUGCUACGGCCGGAACUUUGGGCCCAAGGGCGUCGGCUUCGGAAUGGGCGCGGGCACCCUCACGAUGGCCUAAUUGCCAGGCCCAACCCCCUUCACACGCCGCUCGAGGAACGCCCUCGAUCCCAGUCUUAUAUAUUAAUGUAAAUACAUCUAUAUAUAGAGGCGUCUGACUGUGUAUCCGACGACAGACGAACGCGCUGCUCCGGGAAUUUCGAUUUCUCCUUUCCUAGCUUAUACGACGAUUCGAUAAUGUCGAUGACUACACUUUCAUUAUCGCGAAUAGUGGCGCCGUAGUGGAGGGAUGAUGGUGUCCGUUUGACUCCACGGUCGACGAAGCACGGACCGCGCACGGAUAAGCCACUGCGGGCUCUUGAUAAUAUUGCGAUGUGAAAUCGCGCAUUGAUCGUAUUACGGACAAAUUCAUUAUUGAGCUCGAUCAUUUAUUUAUUCGUUGUACGAGCCGAGGCAGAAAUUUGUCGUUUUAAUAAUGACACUAGUGACCCUCCUCGCUCCGAACGUUUGACGUUAAAGGGAUUAGAACUUGCGUUUAGAAAGAUAUAAAAGUGUGAAUAAUCCGUUUUAUGUAUCAACCUAGUGAACACCAAGUGACAUAACAUCAAUGGUGUUCAUUGGGAAUUAAUGUCCGAUAGGUACAUUAAUUUUUGUGAAACGUCUAUAAAGUCUUUGCCUUAA